GCAGAGCCGCGCCGCCAUGGCGGCGGCCGUGGGCGCGGCCUGCCGCGGGCUGCUCGACUACAAGACGGCCAAGUUCGCGCUGACGCGGAACCGGCGGGUCGGGCUGCUGCACCGCCUCCUCCAGCUCGGCGUCCUGGGCUACCUGCUGGGGUGGGUCUUCCUGGUAAAGAAGGGCUACCAGGAAACCGACUGUGCCCCUCACGUGUCGGUGAUCACCAAGCUCAAGGGGAUUUCGGUCACCGAAGUCAAGGAUGCUGGGAACAGGCUGUGGGAUGUGGCAGACUACGUGAAGCCUCCUCAGGGAGAAAAUACAUUUUUUCUGGUGACCAAUUUCAUUGCUACAACAAAGCAAGCCCAAGGCACCUGUCCUGAGAGCCCCUCUAUUCUAGAUGGGAUUUGCAGAGAAGAUGCAGACUGUCCCAUGGGAUACCCAGUGGUCCAUGGCAAUGGGAUAAAAACUGGGAAAUGUGUGAUGUUCAACACCACCCAUUCUACCUGUGAGAUCUACAGCUGGUGUCCUGUAGAGAAUGACACCCUGCCCAGGUAUUGCCCAGGGAAACCUCUUCUGGCUGAGGCGGAGAAUUUUACUCUUUUUAUAAAAAAUACUGUGAACUUCACCAAAUUUAACUUCUCCAAGGGCAAUACUUUGCAAACCAGUGACCCCGCCUAUUUCAAGAGCUGCACAUAUGAUCCAUUUUUCAACCCAUCCUGCCCAGUCUUCCGUAUCCGUGACAUGGUGAAGGCAGCUGGAGAGACUUUUGAGAAUCUUGCGUUGCUGGGGGGGAGCAUUGGAGUUUCCAUCAAGUGGGACUGUGACCUGGAUCACCCUGCUGCCCAGUGCCAGCCUCAGUACUCCUUCAGCCUGCAGGACAGGAACUACAAUUUCAGAACUGCCUCCUACUACUGGGAUCCUCAAAAAAGGCACUACCGGAGCCUGCUGAAGCUCUAUGGCAUCCGCUUUGACAUUUCUGUGCAUGGCCAGCAGGCUGGGAAGUUCAGCAUCAUCCCUACUGCCAUCAGCUUCGGCACCAGCAUCACACUCCUUGGUGCCGCCACAGUGGUCUGUGACCUGGUUCUGCUGUACCUGGAUUCAAAGGCUGACUUCUAUCGGAAGGAGAAGUUUGAGGAGGCAAAACCCCCAAAAGAUAAGGCAGAGGUCACAGCGUAGCCAUGAUGCGUUGACCAGGACAUCGGGAAUUUUCAGCAAUAAACACCGUUCGAUCUAGAGUGACCUCCAGAUAGGUGGGAGCACAGCUGAAGCCCAGACAGAGGUGACUGCUAGCUCUGCUGACCUAGGAGUGCACUACUGGAGUUGAAAUCUGCCCUUCCUGGCGAAACGUUUGUAUCAGCAGAAGCUGUUGGCUGCAGGAGCAUAAAGCCAUCUCACUUGGAGAGACUGCCAUCCCAUAGCACAAUGCAAAGCCAAGCAGCUCCCAGAACAGACUAGCCAGUGCCUAAGUGCAGCAAUGCUACAGAGCUGCUAUGUGAGCUGGAACUUGCUAUAAAGUGGCUGGUCCUUGUUCAACACAAAAGGCUUAAAGUGCUUUGUGCUUCUUCACUUUCUAGAUUGCCCUGGGGGUUUGAUUUCACAUGAAAAAUAGUGAUGAAAUGAAAUAAAGCUGCCUAGAAAGUGGGAA
Rhea pennata is the source of this 1637-nucleotide messenger RNA. RefSeq names its product purinergic receptor P2X 6 (gene P2RX6). The transcript has 12 exons. Gene Ontology annotation, biological process: calcium ion transmembrane transport; response to ATP. The record is from RefSeq and is a predicted model, not a curated record. Gene Ontology annotation, cellular component: cell junction; nuclear inner membrane; plasma membrane. The coding region runs from base 17 to 1168 and encodes 383 amino acids. Gene Ontology annotation, molecular function: ATP binding; extracellularly ATP-gated monoatomic cation channel activity; purinergic nucleotide receptor activity. NCBI's taxonomy places the organism in Eukaryota, Metazoa, Chordata, Aves, Rheiformes, Rheidae.